Molecule: messenger RNA, 4410 nt
Organism: Fusarium verticillioides 7600
Lineage: Eukaryota; Fungi; Ascomycota; Sordariomycetes; Hypocreales; Nectriaceae
Exons: 10
Coding region: 1-4410 (1469 amino acids)
Source: RefSeq, a predicted model, not a curated record
AUGGAUCAGAACACUUUCGCAGCGGACGAGAAUACCGCUCUCACUAGCUCCCGCCAGCAAACAGUCGGAGCCAAAGGGAGCUCGGGUGUGCCAUCCUGGAACCCAGUCUCGGCGAACCAGAGCGGCUGCGAUAUCUUUGAGCUGUUUGAGGUUUACAGGCGAUCGGCAAACCGCUACAUAAACCAGUAUUUUGAGUGCCUGGAUCGCCUUCCAGCCUCCGGUACUGAGCUCAACGCGUAUAGCCGGUCGCAAGAAGUGUCUACCCGCGAGGGCUCUGAAGCGGAGAGGAAUGUCUGGCUCUUGAAGAUUUCGCAUGACAGCGCGGUGCGGGAUCUGACAGUGCUGGACGAGAUCCUUGACAAGGCCAAGGAACAAGAGAAGCCUCCAGGGAGAACCGUUUCUCCAGGCGCAGCCGUAUGGACUUUUGCGUGCUCCAUUCUUGCCUUUGCGUUUCCGCACAAGGUAUCAUCUGUUAUGUUUAAAGUCGGUGCACUUGCUGGCGCUCUACUCUUCACUUUUGACCUGCUUCGGAAACCGCCGUGGGCGAGCAGGCUCGGGCCCGUUCAGCACAAGAUACAAGGGCUGAUCCGGUCGUUUGAGGAGGGGACGAUGCGGCACCGGGAUCGGGGUUUAUGUUGGUGGCUUGGGCUGCAUGAUGCAGUCUGCCUCACCCAGAGCCUGAUUGGAAAGUCUGCCUCGCCAGGCGGUGAGAAAACUGGCGAUCCCCAAAUUGCAGUCUGGCGUACUCGACAUAACCAAGCUCUCAGAGAAUUGUUUUUCACUCCUCAUAGGACUCCUGGGCUUGCCCAUGACCCCUCAAAGCGACAAAGCACUAUGGCGUCCAGUUCGACCGACCAAGUGAGCGAGGUCUUUGAAAAGGCCAAAGCUGAUUUUCUGAAUGGAAUCAAAGAUCAAAAGCUACGCAGUCAGCUUCAAAAAGCUACCACGAUUGACGAUAUUUGGGACUACACCGAACAGCUCCAAAAGGACCAAGCAAGCAAUAAGCGACUACGAGGAAUGAAGAGAAUCGGACCUUAUAUCGAGCGAUUGCAAGAAUACGCUGGCGUAAUUGAGAUCUUUGUCCAGGUUAAACCAGAUGUUUUGGCUCUCAUCUGGGGACCGAUCAAGCUUUUACUCCAGGUAUCGAGCAACCUCGUCGCUUCUUUCGAUGCAAUCCUUGCUGUGAUGAAGAAUAUGGGGUCGAUUCUUCCUCGCUUCAAUGAAUUUGUUCCGUUGUUCAAGAAUAAUGAGCGCUUGAAAUAUGUUCUAGGGCUGUUCUUCCAGGACAUACUCGAUUUCUAUCUGGUUUCUCUACGAUUCUUUGGACUUACCCGUUGGAAAGUCUUUUUUGAGUCAUUGUGGCCAGCACGUCGAGCCGAGAUACAGGUCAUUGCUGAAAACAUAGAAAAGCACAGGCUUUUGCUUUGUAACGAGAUCACGCUCAACGACAUUUUGGAAGCCCACACAGCGCGAAAGAAGGCUCUUGAACACUGCGCCGAAACCCGAGAGUUUCAAGAACGUCAGGAAUUUCACUCUAUGGAGACUUACAUACGCCCUCCUUCUUACGACGAAGACCUCGAUCGCAUUCGCAAUAGCCGGUGUAAAGGGACUGGGACAUGGCUAGUUCAAGACCAGCAGUUUGUCAGUUGGGCUGAAGGGAAGGAGAAAUCUCAUCAGGUUCUAUGGUUGCAAGGCAUUCCUGGAGCAGGCAAUCCUAUAAUAUUUAAAGCACAUUUGACGCUAAUGUGCCACUUAAUAGGCAAGACCUUUUUAGCAUCCACGGCAGUUGAUAGGACCAAGGAUUUAGGACAUUCACUAUUCGUCUUUCUCAGUUACAGACUCAAUCUGAACUCCCCUAUCCCAAUCUACCACUCCUUGAUCUUCCAACUGGCAUCGCAAGACCGAGACUUGCGAACUGUACUCUGCUCAACCAUCAUGAGCACCACUAAAGACUUGAAACGCGAUCUGAAAGGCGACUCUAAGUUCGCGCUCAACACCUUCACAAAGUUACUCCAGGCCGCAGGCUCAACAUACAUCACUAUUGACGGCCUCGAUGAGAUUGAUGACUGUACUCAGCAAGUCUUUCUGCAUCUAAUACUCGAUGAACUGAAAAAUUUGCCCCAUGCCAAGCUCCUCAUCAGUAGUAGAAGGGUUGAAAGGAUUGAAAGAAUUUUGAAACCAAUUGCGAUGAUGCUACCUAUUGGCCACAAGAACUCUGACUGCAUUGAGGCAUACAUUUCUCACAGAGGGCGGAACUGGCUCGAAAACUCCUAUUUCGACUGUGAUGCCCGCACAGAGGUUCGGCAACUGCUCAGUCCCUUAGCUUCGAAGGCAGACGGUAUGUUCCUUUACGCUAGGAUAGUACUAGAGGACGUAGAAAUGUUACAGGACUUGGAUUCCAUCCGAGACCAGCUUAGCGCCCUCCCAGAAGGUCUUGACGAGGCGUACGAGCGGAUACUUCAAAGAAUCACGAAACAUCCGACAGCCGCCCAGAAACAAUGUAAGAAGAUUUUGUCAUGGAUAGCCUGUUCUCCUGUUCAGAUCACUCGUCACGAGAUGGAACAGGCUUUGAUCAUCCAGGCGGAUCAGAGACGUGUUCCUGCAGUCAGAUCCAAGCUGAACACUCUCCCACUAUGUGGCCCAUUAGUUGAGGUUGAGGACGAGCAUUUGAAGUUUGCCCACUUCACGGUAAAGGAAUACCUACUUCGGAAUCAGAAGAACAAAAUUUUGGACGAGGGAGAAGCUCUUCUCGAGAUUUCGACUACCUGUUUGGCAUAUCUGUGCUCAGACUGUCUGGAUCCCGAUCUCAGGGAUGACGAUAUCGAGCGAAAUGUUAUAUCUGGGUCAUAUAGGCUACUUAACUUUGCACAUCACCAGUGGGCAGAGUGUCUUAGACUAUGCACAAGACAUUUCCGAGAUGAGUUGCCACCACAGCUUGUCCCUUUGCUAGGUCACCUCAUGCUGGACCUCGCCAAUCCAUACUACAACCAGGAUUCGGACACAAAAUUAGGGCUAUGGAGUCUUGAUAAUUUCAAGUCCAAUAUUGACGAGGUCAAAGCUAUCUCUCACAGCCUUGACUUUCGAAGUAUUGUGGCUACUUCUUAUGAUUGGCGUCUAGACGAAGAAGACGCUAGUUGGUCAGAUUUCAAUUUCACAACUAUCUCUGUAACAACAAUACGUGUUCAUCGAAUACUGCAGAGGCUUCUAUGCAGCGGAAGCACACAUUCAAACAAUUGCCAUUGUUCAGAUAUUCAGAAGCAUUAUGGACUGGCUCCCAAUAGUUGCCCAUUUCUCUCUUGUCGAUUCCAUCGAUUCCAUUUCAAGAGUAGAGCUCUCCGCGAUGAGCAUAUCAGGCACCAUGACCGUCCUUUCAAAUGCGCCCUAGAUGGCUGCGAGUACUCGACUCUCGGCUUUUCUUCUCGAGGACAACUCGAACACCAUCAUGUUAAAUACCACCAGAGGCAAACUAAAUUUCAUAUUCCUAGGGACCUCGAUACGCUACAGCACGAGGAUCUCAAGUUGCUCGUGAUUGGGUACAUUAUGAGAGAUGGAGUCCGAGAGAUGGAACAGAUUCUUCCUUCAAUUAUAUCACGAUGGCUUUCCGAGUCAGCCUUCAGAUCUUCAUUCGAGGGCUUGUUAGCCUCUCAUGGUUCUGUCACAAUGGCCCGCCUUAUAUUUGGUGAACAAAUUUCGAUGGAUGACACUUCUUGCAGGUCAUUUGUGCUUCGAGCAAUCCAAAAUCACAAUAUCCCGGUCGUUGAGUGGGCUGUCAGUAACCAACUCACACCUUUACUGGACAUUGACAUAGUCGGGCCUUACCUUCUUCCAGCAAUACUGGCCUCUGAUUCUAUUGAAAUCUUCAAUAUUUGGCGAAACUAUGCAAUUUCUUCGGGCUACGCCGACGCCAUAUUCCCCGCUUGUCUGGCGUCUAGCAAAUUGAGCCCAGUGGUAGAAUUACUAGUAGCCUCUCUCUGGAUUGAGCAGUACGAACUCGGAAAUGUUCCUGCGUAUAAAUCAAGUCAUCUCCUGAGCUACCUGGCCUCUGGAAACUGCUCUCUCCUGCUGGCUAAGGCUCUAGUCACUUGUGGCGCCGACGCUAACUACAAACGAAACACAAGUUCUUUCCCUGCGUUGCAUUAUGUGCUCAGGAAGACUAGUGCUGAGGCAGCUGACCUAGUCAAGUAUCUUCUGCUAUCAGGUGCAGACCCCCAUGCGUUUGUUACCCGGCGUUCAGGGAAGAACAAGGGGCAGAGAGUCUAUCCAUCCUCAAUGCCUGGUGCAAAAGGCAUCUUCAAGUGGUUGGGUAAGACAUGGGAUGAACUAGUGGAAUGGGUAGCAGAAGAAAGACGCAAGAAUGCAAAAGAGGCAUUUCCACCCGCGUCUUCAACAUUGCCAGCAGACAAGGGGUGA